CCCACGGCCGCGUCUCGCGUCAUUCCGCGUCGGGCGCUUUUGGAGUGCGCACGUAUCGACCCCCGAAACUUUCACCGGGUGAAAAAUAUCCGAUCGCAAGUGCAAAUGUUGACAAAAUCAUCCAUUGUUUAGAUAGAACCAGUGUAACGAUCGAGUAUCGUGCGACAGUGAAAUGCGAUCUGUGAACGCGUGGAACGGACGCAAGAAGUCAUAUUUUUCAAGAUGAUGUGGCCUUCCUCGCAAGCUAGCAAGAUACUCACCCUGCUUCUGUUCUUAGUGCUUUUGUACUGCCUUUACAUGGACACAUUUCUGUUUCUGCGGAUCCAGAACUAUAAAAUUGAUUUGUUCGACGUGGUGGAAAAUGCGACGGAAUCGUCGACAAAAUCUGAUGGGGUUGCGGUGAAUUAUGAAGAUGUUACGUGGGUGCCUUGCAGUAUCAAUCCUUUAUGUCAUCCCACUGUUAAAGGAUUGAUGGUUGAUCACAUCAAUCAUUACAUCUACGCACCGCUCUGUUCCAUGCUGGAUUUGGGACUGAAGAUCUCCGAAAAUCUCCUGUUUCUAACUCCUAAUAUGAUUUCGUUUUCACAUGUUAUUAUAGCGUGCAUUGGUGCUAAACUGUUGACUUGUCAAAACUUAGCGGCUAGAAGGAUAGCAAUAGUUUUGUUUCAAAUAAGGAUGUUUUUAGAUGAUUUAGAUGGACACGUAGCUAGGGAACGUAAGCAUAUUAAAGGUGAGAGGUCUGAAGUGGGGACCAUGGGUUAUUGGGUUGAUGGACUAUGUGAUAUGCUCGGUGUUAUUGCUAUGAUGGUAGGUAUACUAUUAUAUUUAAAGAAUAAUCCUCCAAGGAGAGGAUAUAAAGGCACUUCGGUCACAUCCCUUCCGUAUCACCAGUUGAAGGAAAUAAAUUCGUCUGAAGAUAUAGAAAAGGAUCACACAACUGAAAUAGGAAUUAGUUAUAAGACCAAAGUGACUUUCCAAAGGAUUGUUCAAGUUCUAGGUUUGUUCUCUGGUCAAAUGGUGCUGUCUUCAUUAGCGUGGAAUAGAUAUAUAGAUAUUUAUCAAGAAUUACUUGAGAAUAGUGCGGAAUACGAUAUUUUGAGACGCCAAGCGGCUUUUAAAUCUGGUAUAUUUUUCUCGGCGACUAGUCUGUGGAGAGUGGUCAAUCCGCAUAGUUACUUGCAUUUGUUAUCCUUGGCUGUGUUUUGCGAUAAAACUUGGGGUUUCUUGAAAAUCGUCCAUUAUAGUGGAUAUGUGUGUUUGGUUAUAGCCGUUGGCACGUCAGAAUAUUUAGUUCAAAAUAUAAGGUCGUUCGUUUUGAACGGUGCAGGGUGAACGCGUGAUAGCUUAGCAAAAGCUGUGUCAAAUCCUGAGGCGAGAAAUGAACCAAUCAGAUCGCAGUGAAAUUAAAAAGAAUAUAUCUGAUUGGUGUUUUUUUUUGGAAUGUGACCGAGAAAAAUUGCACUGUUAUUUUUGUGUUUACUUAAAACUUUUGGCACGGUAUUCAUUUUAAAUAUCUCAUUAGUAAUAUUUAUGAUCGUAAUUUUUGGAAUUGAAACUUAAACAUGCCACAGCUUUUGUAUAAUGCCUGUGUCGAGAAUUUAAUAACUUAUGUCAUUGUAAUUAUGGUUCACUGAGGUGUAUCAUCUAGAUAGGCUGUUAUUGCAUUUCAUAACUGCAUUAUUUAUAUUUCAAGCGAUAUCUUGUUACACACCUGUGUUUACUACACUUAAGUAUUAUUUAAUUAACUAAUGCCCUUAGCCAUAACUGCAUCAUAAAAUUCUGCGUAAUUUUUUAUUUUAAUUGUUAAUUUUCGUCUUUGUAAAUCUGUUAGGGUUUUUUUUUAUCUUUUUUAGCCCAUAAAGUUUGGAAUAAGACAAUAUUAUCAUUUCUUAUUUUUUAAACUGACAUACCUAACAGUGUAAUUGGAAAUGUAAAAAAAAGUAUUAUAAUCAUACCGAGGUUAGGCUAAUUCUUACAAAAAUAUUUUAAAAUAAAAACUCAUUUUAUGUCUUUAAAAAAACGGUCAGUAAAAUAAAUAUUGCUUAAAACUACAUCAGCUCAGUUUAGUCAUCAACAAUUAUAAUAACGAUGUGCAAACAUGCCAACUGCAAUUAUACUGAAGACUUCCUUAAUGGAUGCUGUAAAUAUUAGAUGCAAAAUAGAUAUGACGGGCGUGAUGGUUUUAUAAAACGCUAGUGAUAAUGAUAAAUUUAGUUACUUAAUUUAAACAAUCACUACGAUGUUAAAGUUGCGUUGAAGACAUAUUGUGUUAACCAGAACAAACAAAAAUAAAAAUGCUGACAGGACCAGCAACCUGUCACUAUUUGAAUCUCAAUUCUAUCAUUAAGCCAAAUUGCUGAGCGUUCCCUAUCAGUCUUUUCUUGGCUCUGUCUACCCCACAAGGGAUAUAGACGUGGCCAUAUAUAAAUAUACGUAUAGAACAAACAACUAAGAGGAUGCUCCAAGAAAUUUACUAAGUUUCGGUGCACUAGUAACCUCAAAACUCACUUUUUGCUAAACCGUGUUGUGCAAAUGUUGAACUCUCUACCCGAGACAGUGAUACGUGCUCCAAGUGUUAACACUUAAAAAUCGACUAGACACACACACACACAUUAAUUAGAAACCAGUGAAAAUUAAGCUCAAAGAUUCCGUUACAUACAUACAUACAGCCCAAGCUAAUAAAAGCGUAGUAAAAAGCAUAAGUGCCGUGAGUGAAAUUCAAAUUCAAAAUGUUUAUUCAUAAUUAUGGGGCAUUUUAAACAUCAUUGAAUAAUUGUCAUACCUUUUGGUCUCACAACAUUGAUUGACGUCGAAUUAAUUACUUAAAACUAAAAUUUACUGCCGCUUCCAAAGCGUCAGUGCAGAAGAAGCGGUAACAAACUGCACUGCAGAGUUUUCUUCAAUAACGUCAACUUCACAUUCACGCUUUAGCUUUAAGCUGAUAGUGUAUUAACAAUAAAUAAAUAAAUAUAACGAAAGUAUGAGAAGGAAAGGGGGUGAGAUGGCAAGUGACUGAAAAAAAUUGAAAAAAAAACUCAUACUGUGCCGACCUCAUGUAGGUAAAGAUUGGGAAAAGGUGACGACGAUGAAGGUAGUGAUGAUGUAAAUAAAAUAAAUAAAAAUUCAAAAUAAUGAAGCAUGAUAGCUCAAGAGGUAUUUAGUUUGCAACAACAAAAUGCUGACUCUGUGUCAGCAUUUUUUUGCAAUUCAAAACGCUAACAUAAAAAAUUAUAAUGCACACUUCGUUAUUAAGUAAUACAUAGUUAAAUGGUAUUCAUCGCUUAAAGCGAUAUUUCUCUUAAACAACAAAUAAAAUGAUUAAAUUGUUUUUAAAGCGAAUCAAAAACGAUUAUAAUUUCAAUCUUGAUUUUAUAAUGGCGGUUAAAUGGUAAUUCCCGGCACCAAUACAAAAAAGAAUAGGACCACUCCAUCUCUUUCCCAUGGAUGUCGUAAAAGGCGACUGAGGGAUAGGCUUACAAACUUGGGAUUCUGUUUUAGGCGAUGGGCUAGCAACCUGUCACUUUUUGAAUCUCAAUUCUAUCAUUAAGCCCAAAUAGCUGAACGUGGCCAUUCGUUCUUUUCAAGUCUGUUGGCUCUGUCUACCCCGCAAGGGCUAUAGACGUGACCAUAUGUAUGUAUGUAUGUUGAGUUUAUAAAAAAAAGAACAGAAAAGAUUAAACAAAAAAAGAACCAAAUGACAAACACAAAUUGUUUAUCAAGUAAAUAUUGACGUUGUAAAAUCUGGUUACAAUAUUUAAAUAUUUGCAAUUAGAUAAGGCUGUGUAAAAGCUGUUUUGUUGAUUAUACUUACUCCGCCGAUAAGAAUUAGCUGCCGGUGAAAAACGGGAUUCAUUUUUUUCUUCUUAAUUUUUAAGAUGUAGAAGCACAUACAAUUCACUUUUAGUACAUUUGAGCGUUGUCCAAUUGUAAUCCUAAAAAUAUUAUUAUGAAUGCUUUCAAGGACGUGUGGAUGCAUGUCUGUUAGUCUUUUCUUUUUUACUCUGGAUUUACCAGAGUCUCACAUAGAUAAUUAUUUUGUAACUGCACGGUUCACCUUUUUUCUUACAUUCUUUAAAAAUAAAGAUUAUUAUUAUUAUAUUACUCUUUAACGCCAAAUUUAUUGGACGGAUUUAGUACAUGGGUAGAAUUAAAACUUUUACCCCAAAAUUCCCCCGAGACGCCAACUGGUAUCUAUACAUAUAAUAAAUCUGUAGAAAGGUCAAUUCUGUACAUUGAAAAUAUUGAAAAAAUAAAUAGCAGGGGGUGUUACUGGAUCGAUACCAAAAACAAAAAUGUGAUUAAAAAAAUUUUUGUCUGUCUGUCUGUAUGUUCAGGCAUCACGUGAAAACUAACCGUUCGAUUUUGAUGAAACUUGGUAUAAUUAUACCUUAUUAUCCUGGGCGUAAAAUAGGAUACUUUUUAUCCUGAAAAAAUACGAAGAAAAAAAAAUCUUAAUUUUUCAGUUUAUCCAUAGACGUUGUUCUGUAGAACCGCGAACACACGUUGCGUUACCCGCAGUGGAUUUAGCGCCGUAACCUGUAGCGCCUAAAGUCGGCUUUGGCUUGAACCGUUUGCUGCACAAGCGGGCCGCUACUAAUUACUAUGAAAAAAAUACUACAUAGCUACAUUAAUUCCAAUCAAGCUGAAAAUGAGUAUAAUUAUUUAAAACACAAUCAAAAGCAUUAUUUCAAAAUUCCCCAUGAUUCCGGUUUAAGGAAAAAAAUUUACUCACGGUCAAAGGUAAAAAAUGGGUGUAUCGCAAUUUUCUUUAAAACGGUAAGUUUUUCAAAUCGGAAAAUUACCUCAGACAUAAAUUGUAGAUCAUAAAGUUAUCUAUAAAAAGGUAUCAAUAAUUUUUUUCAACAAAGCUACUGUUUCUGUGAUAUAACGAUGCAAAAAGUUGCAAGCGUCAUAAUAUGCAUCCGUUUCCUUGCCACCUCUGAGGUAGUGUACUAUUAGCGCGUUUUUUUUUUACAUUUUUAUUAUUAAACUUGAAAAAGUCUGAAAUAGGUUAGAAUUAACACGUGUUUUCACUACGCAGUGGCACUCAAGACUAACUUUCAUAUUUAUUAUUUUAAAAAAAAAUAGAAUAACCCUAAGUGAAGAAAAUCAUCUUAGGACAAUAAUAGAGGUUACAAUUAUCAAAUUCAAUGCAAUAAUCAAAUUAAAACUAAAGCUACUUAUAAAAAGAAAGAAAAAAGAUGACUACAAACUAAAAUUUAAUUUAUAAAUUGUACAGUCCUUGCAUAGCAUCAACAUGCGGGAAUGUGCCCAGAAGGCUGGCAGCAUUGCCAAUUCGAAUGGCAAUGCUGAUUCUCUGAGCCAGAUAAUUUCCAGCCCUCCGGUCAAGAUAUACCUCAAUUAGCUUUUUCGACAAUUGUCGGAAAAGCUGAUGGGCAGAUAGGCCCCCCGGUCCCAGAGUUUCUACCCCAAAGGUUCAAAAGUAUAGAUAUUACCGAUAACUACAUACAUACAUACAUAAAAUCACGCCUCUUUCCCGGAGGGGUAGGCAGAGACUACCUCUUUCCACUUGCCACGAUCCCUGCAUACUUCCUUUGCUUCAUCUACAUUCAUAACUCUCUUCAUGCAAGCUCGGCGGUUUCGGGUACUUUUGACCUGACCCUUUACCAGGACGUCCUUAAUUUGAUCAAGAUAUGUUCGUCUAGGUCUUCCCACCCCGACCUUUCCCUCCACACUCUCCAUGUAUCUCUCUCUCUGCUUAGUCAACCUGUUUUCAUUCAUCCUCUCCACAUGACCGAACCAUCUCAACAUACCCUUUUCUAUUCCUGUAACUACAUCUUCUUUCACAUCACAACAUUCCCUUAUCACACUGUUCCUUAUCCGGUCACUCAAUUUCACACCCAACAUACUCCUUAACGCUCUCAUUUCCACUGCAUUUAUUCUGCUUUCGUGCUUCUUUUGCCAUACCCAACUUUCACUCCCAUACAUUAAUGUCGGGACCAACACGCCCCUGUGCACAGCCAGUCGAGCCUUUUUGGAUAGUUUCUGACUGCUCAUAAAGGCAUGCAAAGCUCCAUUCACCAUGUUCCCCGCGUUCACUCUCCUUUCCAUAUCACUAUCACACUUGCCAUCUGAUGUAAACUUUGAUCCCGAUAACUACAUAUUUGCGCCUUUUGAGGUUUUUUGCCUCAUUUGAAGCAAAACGGCCUUAGAUUUAGUAACCUGAAGAUGAGACGGCGCAAGUGUGUCGACACAAGUAGCAUCCCACACCAAAGGCCGCCCCAAUCUCCAGGGUACCAAAGUCAUUCCAUCCGGUCUCUUGGCAUCAUCCCGAGCCAGACCGUUUGGUUCUAGGAGGAUUAUAUCAUUUAGGGCGGCAUGGCGCCCUAAACGGCCGGCACUCCUAGGGCAUGAGAGGCCGUGGUGUCCAUAGCCGACAACGGUAUCCCCGCAAGGACAACUAUUAUUAAAGACUAACGGUAUUUCAUGUGUUGAGCAUUCUGAGAUAAAGCAGCUAUACGACCCUAGCCACGUAAUUAAACAGAGAGACAGAUGUUGUCUCAAGGUUUCACUACAGUAUAAAUGAAGGGACUGGGUUUCAUUAUACUUAUGUAUAUUUUAUAUUUUGAAUUCAAGUUAAAAUUACCGACAGAACAAUAUUUUUACUUAUAUUACUGCUACAUAGAGUAUAUAUACGAGACGUGCUUAUGCAUAUUAUGACGCUUGCAACUUUUUGCAUCGUAAUAUCUCAGAAACGGUAGCUUUAUUGAAAAAAAAUAUUGAUUCCUUUUUAUAGAUAUCUUUAUGAUCUACAAUCUAUGUCUGAGGUAAUUUUCCUAUAAAACUUACCGUUUUGAAGAAAAUCGUGAAAAUCCCAUUUUCUUACCUUUGACCUUGGGUAAUUUUUUUCCUUAAACCGGAAUCAUGGGGAAUUUUGAAAUAAUGCUUUUGAUUGUAUUUUAAACAAUUAUACUCAUUUUCAGCUUGAUGGGAAUUAAUGUAGCUUCAUUCCUAUUUUUUGGUCUAAAUUGACCAGACUGAAAAUAAAAUGGAGAAAUAAACCAUCUACGCGAAGACCGACAUCCGCGCGGACGAAGUCGCGGGGGAAAGCUAGUCAAUAAUAUAGGAAUAGAAUAGAUUUAUUUUCAAAAUUGGAUACAAGGUACCUAUCACUAAUUGACGUCACAUCACUUAAAUCUAAUUAUAACUACUACCGCUUCCAAAGCGCAUGUGUAGAGGAAGCGGCGGAACAAACUACACUGCAGCAUUUUCACCGGACGUCAAUAUACAAAUAUAGAUCUCUUAAAUCUAAAUCAUGGACGAAUGCACAUUGUCUACAUUAAAAAACAUGAAUGAUUUGAUGACAGGGAAUUGUUUGUUCGUCUUACUGACUGUAGUGAGAGAGAACUUUGAACGAGUUAGAAAUAUCGUUCGUAUUUGCUCAAGUUUUGUAUUCGUUCCGUAUUCAGCGCGCGCGACGCUACAUUUCAAACAAACAGUUUCCCUAAAUUGUUCUAAAAAUAAUUUUAGUGUUCGCGCGGUAGAGCGGCGUAUUUCGGGCUAGUGAUAAAUUCGCCUCGAAAUCCAAUGUUAGGUCAACAUUAUUUUAGUGGCAUAUAACAAACAAUAUUUGUAUUUCUGCGAAUAGUGCUCGGUGUAAACCUGACUCACCUAAUUAUAUUCCCGUGCAAAUUGUUUAAAGUCGAUGAAGAGAAAGGCUAAUCUUGGAAUCCUUAGAAAAAUCUUAGGAUUCUUUUAGGCGAUGACCUGACCUGACCUGUGAAUAUUUGAAUCUCAAUGCCAUACAGCUGAAUGUGGCCUUCCACUGUUUUCAAAAUUGUUAACUUUUUCUACUACGUAAGUAUGUGGUUAAACGAGUAUAAUUAUGUUUUUAAUAGAAAAAAAGACCACUCCGUCCCUUUCCUAUUUAUGUCGUUAAAGGCGAUUAAGGGAGAGGCUCACUUAAGGUCUAGAUCUGUCCAUAAAAUAUAUAUAUUUAUAUAUUGUCAGUAUUUCGAACAUUCGCGUUAAACACAGUAGAUAAUGACAUUUGUGAAAAUAUAAAGGUUUCUCUUUAAAUAAAGAUGACGUAAUAAAAAAUGGCAAUGAAUAUAGUAGGCGCCUGGUUUUUGUAUAAUGAAUAAAUUAAAUUAUAUGCUAGACACGAUCUCACAUUUGUUCUUUACAAUUUUAUGUGAUUGAAAAUAUUUCUUAAAUGUAUUCUUUAUAACAAGUACACAUACAUACAAACAUACAUAUGGUCACGCCUAUAUAUGUACCUUGCGGGGCAGACAGAGCCAACAGUCUUGAAAAGACUGAUAGGCCACGCUCAGCUAUUUGGCUUAAUGAUAGAAUUGAGAUUCAAAUGGUGACAGGUUGCUAGCCCAUCGCCUAAAAAUAAAUCCCAAGUUUGUAAGCCUAUCCCUUAGUCGCCUUUUACGACAUCCAUGGGAAAGAGAUGGAGUGGUCAUAUUCUUUUUUGUACUGGUGCCGGGAACCAAAACUUUACAAUUUUAUGUAAUUGAAAAUAUUUCUUAAAUGCAUUCUUUUCAUUUCAUUCAUAAGCAUUCAUUAGCGGUCAGAAAAAAUAAGGGGACUUUCAAAUAUAUUUGUUUGCCAAAAUGACAGCUAAAUAAGAGAAAACAGUCCCUGGAUCCCAAUUGCUAAAGUGCUGAGAACCACACGGCACAUCUAUUUAUAUAAACUAACAGUGUAACAGCGCAGUGCAUCCAUCGAUUCCCUACCAAGGCCGAAGUAUACGAACAUAUAGUAAGCGGUCGGCAGCCCACAUGUUUCCUGCAUAGAACGACUUCUCCAUCGAGUCUUUAAAAGCGGAUUGCGAAUUUUAAAAUUAGAAAAUUUUUUAAAAUAUUUUAUUAAAAAAAAAACAAGGUUGGUUAGAUUGCGAAUUUUAAAAAUAGAAAAAGGUGUUAUAAUUUGUUUUUUUUUUUAAUAAAAAUAUAUUUUGGUGCGUAUUUUAAAAGUAAAAAAAAAAACAUAAGUUUGAUCUUGCAAGGCAUAAUUUAUAUCUCAAGCAAUUAUACCCUUAAGACUCUUCAAUUUAUUUCUUUUUAAAUCUCAUUAUAAUAAAUCAGUCAAUAUAUUUUUAUUUGUGAGCUUUUAUUGAAAUUAAAUUUGUUUUUUUUAGAGGGAAAUAACUUAAAAACAAAAAUCAUAAAACAUUUAUUACACGUUAUAUUUUUUUUCUAUUUUUUUUUGUAAAAAAUCAUGGCAAUAUUUAUUUUUAAAAUUAAAUUACCUAUGUUAAUUGUGUACAAUAUUAUAUUCAUUAAAACACCUAAAUUACUCAGUGGAGCCGUCUGCCAAUAGACUAAUAAAUAAUUUAAUCAAGAAAAGUAACAUAAAUUCUUAUCAAACACUUAAUUUCUUUGUUCUUUAAUGGACGUACGAGUAGAUUUAAUGUUGCAUUUCUUUUGUUUGUGAGAUUGCGCGUAAUAAAGUGUAGUUAAAAAUGCUGUUUAAAUAACUCCCACUAACAUAAAAAAAGUAAAAAAAAAAUGCGGUACACUCGCUUGGCAGUUUGCCCUAUGGGUUAUUCCGAGGUUAAUUUAAACCCAUUAAGUAAAUUUUGAGUGUAAGAAUAAUAAAUAUAUAUUUACUUUCGAAUUUAUAAUUAUAAGUAUGAGGUUGAUUUUUUAUUUGCCUUAAAAAGGAUUUAUACAUACAUACAUAUAGUCACGUCUAUAUCCCUUGCGGGGUAGACAGAGUCAACAGUCUUGAAAAGCUGAAUGGCUACGUUCAGCUAUUCAGCUAAAUGAUAGAAUUGAGACUCAAAUAGUGACAGGUUGCUAACCCAACGCCUAAAAAAGAAUCCGAAGUUUGUAAGCCUAUCCCUUAGUCGCCUUUUACGACAUCCAUGGGAAAGAGAGUGCCACACGGCACGACACAAAAAGGAUUUAUUUUUGCAAUAAAUAUUAAUUAUCUCUAGCUGAUACGCGAAAUAGGGAAUUGCUAUUUUCCUUUUGUUUUCACGAUAAUUUUCCAGUUAAUACCUUUUGCCAAAUCUAACUACAUCAGUCACAGAUAUUGUGCGAAGAUAGGAUGUUGUAUUGUUUUACAUUGAAUUCACAAAAUUCCAUUGUUAAGGUAAACUUUUUUUUUAAAUUCUAAUGACAACCUUGGCAUAGAACCAUCACGUUGCGUCUAAUUCACGAGGUCAAGUUCUACGGACGAAUGGAUUUGUAUAUUAAAAACGUGCUUGAUAGACCGCGUAUUCUUGAAAAAAAAUAUAAUAAAAAUGUUUUGUGCUCUUGUUGAAAAAAACUUUGCAUUGUUGGCUUUUUGGGAAAUUUACAUUUUUUCUUCUUUUUUUCUUAUUUUUUAUUAGUUUAGUCUCGAAUGAUUAUCUUUUUUAAUAUUUAACAUGCAAUUCAACUCAAACUGACUGACUUAAAUAAAAAAUCAAAUUCUUCAAUAAUCUUUAGCGAAAAUAAUAAAUAAAAAGAGGCGGGGCAAUAGCUUUUUUUUAAUUAUACACAAAAACAUUAAGUCCUUUAAAUUCUCAAUAAAAAGCGAAAUUUAUUCAUAACGAAUUUAGUUUAAGAAUGUAAAGAUUUUAUAAUUUAUUAUCAAGAAACAUGUGCCAAUGUAUAGUGUGAGUGAUAUUUAUUUCAUUAAUGCUGGGUCUCGACUCUCGACUGAUUUUUGUGUAGGCAAUUGAUGGCUUAUGGUAGGUUUUUCAAGUAGAAAGAGAUAUAAAUAUUUUUUCCAAAAAUAUUAGUACGUUUAAGAAGAUUUGGAACGCGGUUUAAGAGGUGUAUACGACUGUUGAGUAGCCUUAUUGAAAUACUUUUUUUUGUUUGUAAUAUUGUUAUUUAUGUAUGUUACGCCAAAAGGUGGGUACGGAAUUAGGGUGGGGUUUAUUUAGUGGUGAAUUAACUAAUUGUUAAGCAGUGUGAAUGUCCUAUAUUUUUAUUUCAGCGUUUUUUUUUAGAAUUAAUAUAUUGCAAGCAUUGACUUUAUAAAAGUCGCAAAUAUCACGACCAGAAAACAAACGCGGACAAUUUCAUCAUGUCAGCUAUAUACAUUUUUUUUUUAAUACUUAGGGUAUUAAAAUGUUUGUGUUUAAAAAAAAAAG
Molecule: messenger RNA, 11059 nt
Organism: Amyelois transitella
Lineage: Eukaryota; Metazoa; Arthropoda; Insecta; Lepidoptera; Pyralidae
Gene: Cpes
Product: ceramide phosphoethanolamine synthase
Exons: 1
Coding region: 223-1332 (369 amino acids)
Biological process (GO): phospholipid biosynthetic process
Cellular component (GO): membrane
Molecular function (GO): phosphotransferase activity, for other substituted phosphate groups
Source: RefSeq, a predicted model, not a curated record